AUGGCCGUUUUGAGUUCCUCACUCUCAGCCUUCUUCAUCAAAAAACUCGUACACCCAUCAAAACCCACUUCAAUUUUCUCACAUUAUUCAACUCACCCGCAUCUCUCUGCCAUGAAUUUCCCUCCAAGAUCCAAACCCAGUUCAGCAGCUUCUGCAACAACCUCUGAGGUUCCUGACCUGCCCUCCAAUGAAAUGGGCAAGAUUGUAGAGCAAACUUUUGAAAGGUACUCAUCUUCUGAUGAGGCCAAGAGGAAUGGUAGUGGGGUUGCCAUUGUUUGGUUCAGAAAUGACCUGAGGGUUCUGGAUAAUGAGGCUUUGGUCAAAGCUUGGGCUUCUUCUCAGGCUGUGUUGCCUGUGUACUGUGUUGAUCCAAGGCUUUUUGGCACCACCCAUUACUUUGGGUUCCCUAAAACUGGAGCCUUGAGGGCACAAUUUCUCAUAGAAUGCUUGGCUGACUUGAAAAGGAAUCUCAUGAACCGAGGGCUGAACUUGCUCGUUCAACAUGGGAAACCCGAGGAAAUUCUCCCUUCCCUUGCAAAAACCUUUGAAGCCCACACGGUGUAUGCACAUAAAGAAUCUUGUAGUGAGGAGCUGAAUGUCGAGCGACUGGUUAGAAAUGGUCUGCGACAAGUGGUGUUGCCGCCAUCUCCUGGGCAAUCCACCAGCCUGAGUUCCUCAAACCACCCAAAAUUACAGCUUAUCUGGGGUAGUACCAUGUACCAUAUAGAGGACCUUCCUUUCAGUACCAGCAGUUUACCAGAUGUCUACACUCAGUUCCGCAAGUCUGUUGAAUCCAAGUGCACAAUCCGGAUAUGCAUUAGAACUCCAACAUUGCUCGGGCCACCACCAAACAUAGAGGACUGGGGAAGCGUUCCUUCCAUCGACCAGCUUGGACUCCAUGAGGAAAAGGUUAGCAGAGGAAUGAGGUUUAUUGGGGGUGAAGCUGCAGCACUGAGCAGAGUAAAUGAGUAUUUCUGGAAGAAGGAUUUGCUAAAGGUCUAUAAAGCAACAAGGAAUGGGAUGUUGGGGCCUGAUUACUCUACCAAAUUCUCUCCAUGGCUUGCUUCAGGAAGCCUCUCCCCCCGGUUCAUAUACCAAGAGGUAAAGAGAUAUGAGAAAGAGAGGCAAGCAAACGAUUCCACAUACUGGGUGUUGUUUGAAUUGAUAUGGAGAGAUUACUUCAGGUUCCUAUCAGUUAAAUACGGGAAUUCUCUUUUUCAUCUAGGUGGACCGAGAAAAGUGGAGGCUAGAUGGAGCCAAGACCAGACCAUGUUCGAAGCUUGGAGAGAUGGUUGUACGGGGUACCCUCUCAUAGAUGCUAAUAUGAAGGAACUGUCAACCACAGGGUUCAUGUCAAACCGAGGAAGGCAGAUUGUAUGUUCUUUUCUCGUUCGAGACAUGGGCAUUGACUGGCGUAUGGGAGCUGAAUGGUUUGAGACUUGCCUCCUCGAUUACGACCCUUGUUCCAAUUAUGGAAAUUGGACCUAUGGAGCAGGUGUUGGGAAUGACCCAAGAGAAGAUCGCUAUUUCAGCAUCCCAAAGCAAGCAAAGACGUAUGAUCCUGAAGGGGAGUAUGUAGCAUUCUGGUUGCCAGAGUUACAAGCACUUCCAAAUGAUAAGAGGAACUUUCCUGGGAAAUCAUACAUUAAGCAAAUUGUACCUCUCAAAUUUGGCAACAUUACUAGCAGUGGUGACAAGGACUCAGCCUCAGCAAGACGAACUGCCUUCAGAGGAAAACAGAGAAAAGGGCAUAUGAGAUAGAAUUAAAGAAAGAAAGACAGAGCAGCAUACCAUUCCAGCAUAAAGACAAUCUUCUUGAGGAAUGAUCGGUCUCUUUUUUCCCCCUUUUUUGCUUCAUUUUUCCCAUCAUAGGAUGGCCUGUCUCAGAAAGAGUGGGAUAUCAAAUAGAGCAGCUUUGACUGUUUUACAAGAAUCCUCAACAGAAAGUUAUGUAAAAUACAGAACAACUUAAUUCCACGAGAUAUAAGAAAGGGUCAAAAAUUAAUUUCCAUAAA
Molecule: messenger RNA, 2015 nt
Organism: Vitis riparia (riverbank grape)
Lineage: Eukaryota; Viridiplantae; Streptophyta; Magnoliopsida; Vitales; Vitaceae
Product: cryptochrome DASH, chloroplastic/mitochondrial
Exons: 13
Coding region: 1-1761 (586 amino acids)
Biological process (GO): photoreactive repair
Molecular function (GO): FAD binding; DNA binding; DNA photolyase activity
Source: RefSeq, a predicted model, not a curated record